AUCAAAACUAAAUAAAUAAACAGCUGGCUAAUGGGACUUUCUUUUGCACAGAAUAGGCUCACCUUUUCAAAGUCUAGCACUUGGAGUAGAGCUGGAGAAAUUCAACAGGCACUAAAAUUAUUGUGGAGCUACCAGACAGCAGCAGUCAGAGGCCCAGACCUGUGUGGUAUCCAGACAGGCCUUUGUGCCCUUCUAGACAGCCCCCUCCUCGGGGCUCAGGGAAACUGUCUGGCUUCUGAGCUCCCAGGAGGUCUGAGGGGUGUGACCUCCCUCCCUCCUUCCCUCCCUCCCUCCACCCAGGCCCAGCCCAGGGCCGCCUAUAAAGCUGGCCCAGCCUGGCUCUCAGCACUCCAGCUGGGACCCUCCUGAGCCUCCUCCGGGGGCCACGUCCACUCUGCCCCUCCUUCUCGCCAGCAGCACCAUGCGGGCCCUGUGGCUCUGCUGGGCACUCUGGGCACUGCCCCUGGCCGGCCCCGGGGUGGCCCUGACUGAGCAGCAGAUCCUGGGCAGCCUGCUGCAGCAGCUGCACCUCAGCGAGGCACCCGCCCUGGACAAGGCCGACGUGGACGGGCUGGUCAUCCCUGCCCACGUGCGGGCCCAGUACGUGGCCCUGCUGCAGCGCAGCCACGGGGCCCGCUCCCGGGGGAAGAGGUUCAGCCAGAACUUCCGAGAGGUGGUUGGCAGGUUCCUGCUGUCCGAGGCCUCCACGCACCUGCUGGUGUUCGACAUGGAGCAGCGGCUGCCGCCCCACAGCGAGCUGGUGCAGGCGGUGCUGCGCCUCUUCCAGGAGCCGGUCCCCAAGGCGGCGCUCCGCCGGCACGAGCGGCUCUUCCCGCGCAGCGACCGCGCCCGGGUCACCGUCCAGUGGCUGCACAUCCGCGAGGACGGCUCCAACCGCACCUCCCUCAUCGACUCCAGGCUGGUGUCCAUCCACGAGAGCGGCUGGCAGGCCCUGGACGUGACGGAGGCGGUGACCUUCUGGCAGCAGCUGCGCCGGCCCCGGCAGCCGCUGCUGCUGCAGGUGUCUGUGCAGCGGGAGCCCCCGGGCCCGCGGGGCUCGGACGCCCACAGGCUGGUCCGCUUCGCCUCCCAGGGGCCGUCGGGCGGCGGGCAGGGGGAGCCGCAGCUGGAGCUGCACACCCUGGACCUCAGGGACUACGGAGCUCAGGGAAAUUGUGACCCGAAGGUGCCAGCGACCGAGGGCACCCGCUGCUGCCGCCAGGAGAUGUACAUUGACCUGCAGGGGAUGAAAUGGGCUGAGAACUGGGUCCUGGAGCCCCCGGGCUUCCUGGCCUAUGAGUGUGUGGGCACCUGCCAGCAGCCCCCCGAGCCCCUGGCCUUCAGGUGGCCAUUUCUGGGGCCUCGACAGUGCAUCGCCUCGGAGACAACCUCGUUGCCCGUGAUCGUCAGCAUCCAGGAGGGCGGCAAGCCCAGGCCCCAGGUGGUCAGCCUGCCCAACAUGAGGGUGAAGAAGUGCAGCUGUGCCUGGGAUGGGGCGCCCGUGCCAAGGAAGCUGGAGCCGUAGGCACAGCGUGCAGCCAUGGAAGCCUCUGGCUAGACACAUGCACCAAAGCAGGCCUUAACGUAGGUCUUCAUUUUCUACUUAACAAGUUACUCCUGCCCCGACUGAGUGCCCCUCUUUUACCUUCCUCAUGUGUUCUUCCAUUUCUUGUCCUCCUGUCCAUCACCCACCCUAAGCACUUACAUGAGUAACUAAUGCAGCUGGAUUCCUGAGCUGUAGAAGGAAAGCCCAGCCUAUUGGUAAAGGAUGUAGCUGAGCAUGGACAGCUUGUCAGCUAGGAGCUUCUGUUCUCCAGCAAAUUCUUAGCUGAGUAGGGGACAACACACCCGGCCAGGAGAACUGGGAAAAUAGACUGACUUAGUCUAUUACAGGAUGAAUUAAAACAAAACAAAACAAAACAAAACAAUCCCCCUAAUUCCCCUAGGUAGAGGAGGUCUCAGAAAGAACUCCCAUUCACAAACAUGUAGACCCAUUCUGGGCUCUGGUAAAUAUUCUUGGGUCCCCAUUCCCCUGAGAGAGUGCUAGAAGGGCUAUGGAGGGCUUUGGGCUAGAAGCAGUGGGUGAGGAAUGAGGACACCUGGUUUCUGGAUCUAACAGGGCCAUAAACGGUGACCUCACCAAGUGCAGGAGCCUUGGGGCCACCAUUUCCUCUGAAAAAGGAGGAUUUGAGAUCCAGCUCAAGACUUCAUUGCCUUGGAGAUUGGACAGCCCUAAGCUCAGCCACGCCCCUGCUCCUCUGCAGAUGGAGCGUCGCCUGUGCCUACAUAGUUAUCUCCCCCACUGUUUUAGAGAACUUAUCACUAGAACCCACGUGUACUUACAUUUUUUUUAACU
Molecule: messenger RNA, 2356 nt
Organism: Phacochoerus africanus (Common warthog)
Lineage: Eukaryota; Metazoa; Chordata; Mammalia; Artiodactyla; Suidae
Gene: LEFTY2
Product: left-right determination factor 2
Exons: 4
Coding region: 422-1525 (367 amino acids)
Biological process (GO): BMP signaling pathway; SMAD protein signal transduction
Cellular component (GO): extracellular region
Molecular function (GO): transforming growth factor beta receptor binding; cytokine activity; growth factor activity
Source: RefSeq, a predicted model, not a curated record